This is a messenger RNA of Plutella xylostella (diamondback moth), 1677 nucleotides long. RefSeq names its product major facilitator superfamily domain-containing protein rtet (gene rtet). Gene Ontology annotation, cellular component: brush border membrane. Gene Ontology annotation, biological process: transmembrane transport. Gene Ontology annotation, molecular function: transmembrane transporter activity. Lineage: Eukaryota; Metazoa; Arthropoda; Insecta; Lepidoptera; Plutellidae. The record is from RefSeq and is a predicted model, not a curated record.
UCAGCCAAUUUAUUUUUAUUUUGCCUUGUUGGAGUUCGUUGGUCUUGUGCUUGUGUUGUGUAAAGUUGUGUUGUGUUUCCGAUUCUUGAAAGAGAAAGUACAUUUUAAUGUGUCUUUUAUUCAAUAUUUACGCUUAAUUAGGAAACUGCAUGAUCCUAAAAGACUAUAGCAAAGCUGUCUCACAUACACCAUGGAAGAUGCAACGGGAAACGGUGUAUUAAAAAAGCGAAAGAACUUAGGAUCCAAGAAGGAUGAUGAAUCUUGUACAGGCGAAACAGACGUUGGCCAGAAAGAGUCGAAAUUGGCACCAAAUAGUUCGAAAGUGAUAGGAAUAGUGUUCGCGUCGCUGCUGCUGGACCUGCUGGCGUUCACGAUGAUCCUGCCGCUGCUGCCGGCGCUGCUAGAGCAGUACGCGGCGGCGGCGGAGGGCGCGGGGGGCGAGGGCGGCGCGGGGCUGUACGCGGCGCUGCUGCGGGCGGUGCGCGGGUUCCAGCGGCUGAGCGGCGCGCCGGCGGGCGCCACGCCGGUGCUGGUGGGCGGCGCGCUCGGCUCCAUGUUCUCUCUGCUGCAGUUCCUCACCAGCCCCGUGGUCGGCAGCCUCUCCGACGCCUACGGCCGCAAGCCCAUGCUGCUUCUGUGUCUGGGCGGCAUCUCGGCGUCGCACCUGGUGUGGGGCCUGGCGCGCUCGUUCGGCGUGUUCGUACUGGCGCGCGCGCUGGGCGGGCUAGCGAGGGCCAACGUCAGCCUCGCCAUGGCCGUGGUGGCCGACGUGAGCGACGACACGCAGCGCGCGCGCGGCAUGGCGCUGGUGGGUCUGGCGUUCUCGGUGGGGUUCACGCUGGGCCCGCUGGGGGGCGCGUGGCUGGCGCGGGGGGGCGCGGGGGGGGCCGCCCCCGCCGCCUGCGCGCUCGCGCUGUCGCUCGCCAACAUGGCGCUGGUCGCGCUCGCGUUGCCGGAGACGCUGCCCAAGGAGAAGCGCACGCCGCUGCGGCUGUCGGCGCGCAAGGCGGCGGCGCUGGUGCUGCCGUGGCAGCUGGUGCGCUUCUCGGCGGCGCCGCUGGGCGCGCGCGCGCGGGCCCGCCUCCACGCGCUGGGCCGCGUGUACCUGCUGUACCUGUUCCUCUACUCCGGCCUCGAGUUCACGCUCACCUUCCUCACGCACACCGCCUUCCACUACUCCGCCAUGCAGCAGGGGAAGAUGUUCCUCGUCAUCGGUGUGAUAAUGGCGGUGCUGCAGGGCGGCGCGGCGCGGCGGCUGGGCGCGGCGGGGGCGGCGCGGGCGGCGCGGGGGGCGCUGCUGCUCACGCCGCUGAGCUUCCUGUGCGUGUCGCAGGCCGCGCGCCCCGCGCCGCCGCUGCUGUCCCCGCUCGCGUGGCUCUGGACCGGACUCGUGCUCUUCGCUAUCUGCACGGCGUUCGCGGUGUCGUGUCUGUCGGAGCUGGCGGCGCGCGGGGCGGGCGCGGGGGCGCGGGGGGCGGUGCUGGGCGCGCUGCGCUCGCUGGGCGCGCUGGCGCGGGCGCUGGGCCCGCUCGCCGCCGCCACCAUGUACUGGUGGGGCGGGCCGGUGCUGACGUACGCGGUGGGCGCCGCGCUGCUGCUGCUGCCCGCCGCCAUGCUGUGCCGCGCCGAGCUGUGAGCUGCGGGGGGGGGGGAGGGGGGGGCUGUGCCGCGCCGAGC